CAAUCGGGUCAUACGAAAGUCGGCCACGUGAUGUGGCUUGCUUCAUUACGCCAUGCCAACCCCAAGACGUCGCGUGGUCUUGUCCCAACCGAAGGAUUCAAGUACAUAACACAGUUCAAACCCAUCGUUACGAUCUCGUCCCUACAAAUCCGUCACUGAAUAGUUAACUCUUAGAAGUAGCUCUUUGACACAAGGCAGAUAUACAGAGGAACAAAUGGCAGGCCCCAAAGUCCUCGUCUUCGGCGGCACAGGCCCCGCGGGAAUCUGUCUCCUCAGAGAGCUUCUCCAUCGCAAUCACCCCGUGGUAGUUUUUGCCAGGACGCCCUCCAAAAUCCCAGAAGAUCUCGCAUCAAACCCUCUCCUCGAGAUAAUCCAAGGCACCCUGACAGAUCUUGACGCGCUCUCCACCGCCGUCUCAACCUCCCAUACCAUUCUCUCCUUCCUCGGCCCAACCACAACUGGUAAAUUUGACCCCACCAUCUACUCCACCUUCUACACCUCCCUCUUCAACCUCAUGCGGGAGCACUCCGUCCGCCGCAUCUUCGCCAUGGGAACCCUCUCCAUCCCGCAACCGGAGGACAAGUUCUCCAUCCUACGCCUCUUCCUAGUUUUUAUUGUGCGUCUGCUAGCCAACUCUGCCUACCGCGCUAUUCUGGACAUCGCGCGUGCGUUCGAGGAAGCGGGAGAAGGAGUGGAUUGGACGGUUUUCAGGAUCGCGGGGAUUCCGGGGGGGAGCGAUGAGGAGGCGUGGAAGAAGGAUAGGGAGGAGGGAGAGGUGUUUGAGGGGUUUAUUGGCGAAGGAGGGUGGAGCGUUAUGCAGAAGAGGGGGGCGUUGGCGAGGUGGCUGGUUGAUGCUACGGAGGAUGGGAAGGAGAAGUGGAUUGGCAAGAUGCCAGCAGUGGGGAAGUUGAAGGGUAGUAAGAGGAAGGUGGAUUAAGGAUGUUUUGUUUUGUGGCUGUCUUUGACGUUGGUUAUUCGAAUUGAGGGCUAGCGUGGGAGUUGGUUCUGUCAUUCUCAUGUGUGGGGGAGGAGAAGUGUGGCUGAUGCUUCUAUUCUAUAACUUCCGUUUCUAAUGUUGUAAAUGCUGUAAAUGUCUAGUACAUAGUUCAUAAAUCCAGCGCCGGUAA
Pseudogymnoascus verrucosus is the source of this 1127-nucleotide messenger RNA. RefSeq lists its product as uncharacterized. Bases 215 to 937 code for a protein of 240 amino acids. The record is from RefSeq and is a predicted model, not a curated record. Lineage: Eukaryota; Fungi; Ascomycota; Leotiomycetes; Thelebolales; Thelebolaceae. The transcript has 2 exons.